UCAAAACGUUUCCUAUUCGAUUCAUCCAUAUCUAUUAACCAAUAAAUACUUGUCCAUAAACAUAAUGAACAAAUUAAGAAUGUGAGUUUAAUUACAAAUCAUAGUAAUAUCAAUAUGAGAUGAAACCCAGAAGACAAGAAUGAGCCUGAGAAGUGAACAGCUAACUACAAAAUACACUCUCUGUUCUGUGCUUUUUUUCUAUCCAAUCCCAAUGUUUUCAUUAGACCAAAAUACCCUCCAAUACAUAAAUCUUUCCUCAGGUGGAAGGGAAAUGCCGAAAACCACCACCACCACCACCACUCCUCCGACGAUCAAACCGGAAAACUACGCCCACAGCCCCGUCCACUACGCCGUCGUAUUGGCUGACCAUACCACUCUUUCUACAAUCAUCUCCACACUCCCCUCCCCACCCGACCCAUCUCAAAUUCGAACAGACUCAGACUCCCUCACGCAAGAACGCAUCGCCGACUACAUCUCCACCGUCCUUGACCGCCGCGACGUCCCUUUCAGAGAAACCCCUCUCCACCUCGCUGUCCGUCUCAACGACAUCUUCGCCGUCCGCGCACUCGCCACCGCCGGCGCUGACGCCUCCCUCCAAAACUCCGCUGGAUGGAACGCUAUCCAGGAAGCACUCUGCCGCCGCACCUCCGACUUCGCCCUUGUCCUCCUCAACCUCCACCACCGCAACGCCUGGUCCAAAUGGCGCCGCCGUCUCCCCCGCGUCCUCGCCGCACUUCACCGCAUGAGGGACUUCUACAUGGAGAUGUCGUUCCAUUUCGAGAGCUCCGUCAUUCCCUUCGUCGGCAAGAUCGCGCCCUCCGACACCUACAAAAUCUGGAAGCGCGACGGGAACCUCCGCGCUGACACCUCCCUCGCCGGGUUCGAUGGCUUGAAGAUCCAGCGCGCUGACCAGAGCUUCCUCUUCCUCGGCGACGGAGACCAGGCGCGUGAUAUCCCCUCCGGCUCCCUGCUCGUCCUGAACCGCGACGACCGCAGUGUCUUCGACCCCUUCGAGAACGCCGGAGGGCCGAUGAGUGAGGCUGAUGUCGCCGCAUUCUGCUCCCAGACGAGCGUGUACCGUCCCGGCAUGGACGUGACGAAGGCGGAGCUCGUAGGGAGAACGAAUUGGAGGAAGCAGGAGAAGACGGAGAGCGUGGGAGAGUGGAAGGCGAAGGUGUACGAUGUGCAGAACGUGGUUUUCAGCUUCCGGUCACGGAAGAUUGCCGGAGCGGCGGGGAGCGAGCAGGUGCUGGAUGAAGACGACGAGGGUUUUCUGGCGGCGGAGAAAAAGAAGGAGUGGGUCCCACAACCGCGGACGAAGGAGAAAGAGUACGUUAAAAGCUUACGGCCGUCGAUCUGGCUGACGGAGCAGUUUCCGUUGAAGACGGAGGAGCUUCUGCCGUUACUGGACAUCCUGGCCAACAAGGUCAAAGCGGUGCGGAGGCUCAGAGAGUUGCUAACUACCAAGUUACCGCCGGGAACUUUUCCAGUUAAGGUGGCUAUACCGGUAGUUCCUACGGUGAGGGUGGUGAUUACAUUUACAAAAUUUGUGGAGCUGCAACCGGUGGAGCAAUUCUACACACCGUUCUCAAGUCCAAGGCAUUUGAGCAGUGAAACAGGCAGAGUAGAUGAGGAACACAAACCAGAAAGGCAUCGCUCCUCUUCAUCAUCAUCUUCUGUUGCAUACAAAUGGCUGAGACGAAAUAAUAGCAUGUCUCGUGCGGGGAAUAAGCAGCAGCAACCUCAAUGUUCCUCCAUGACAUUGGAUUGUGACACUUUUGCCAUUCCUGCUGGGUAUACAUGGACGAGUGUGGACAGUAAAUCUAGCAAAAUGAAGAAAUCCAAGUCUGUGAGAAAGUCCAAGUAACCCCUAGAGAGACAGGACAUGAAUGAACCAAUAGGGAUCAUGUCUAAUUUUGUUAAUUAGGUAGGUACAGCGUCCAAAUAUAGAGAUAUAGAAAGGUUCUUAGAGAGGCACAUUAGAGUUAGAGCUACAUUUCUUUGUUCACAGUUUUGUUUCACGUUUCUUAGCUAUAUAGAUAGAUUCUUUUCUUUCAAUACUGCCCAAAAAGGGGCUAAAGUUAGCAUGUAGCUAAGUUAAAAUAACGAUAAUUACCACCCUACUUGUCCUAGAGAUUGUCCAAAUUUUCAAGACUGGUAUGGCAUUUGGAAAAGGAUUAAUUAUUGUGGUCACUUUUUCAUGAACUCACUACAGCUUUGUUUGGAUUGGCUUUUUCAUCCCUUAAUCUUUGU
This is a messenger RNA of Lotus japonicus, 2253 nucleotides long. RefSeq lists its product as uncharacterized. Bases 140 to 1867 code for a protein of 575 amino acids. The record is from RefSeq and is a predicted model, not a curated record. The transcript is spliced from 2 exons. Gene Ontology annotation, molecular function: protein binding. Gene Ontology annotation, cellular component: cytoplasm. NCBI's taxonomy places the organism in Eukaryota, Viridiplantae, Streptophyta, Magnoliopsida, Fabales, Fabaceae.